This is a messenger RNA of Hyposmocoma kahamanoa, 1480 nucleotides long. RefSeq lists its product as uncharacterized. NCBI's taxonomy places the organism in Eukaryota, Metazoa, Arthropoda, Insecta, Lepidoptera, Cosmopterigidae. The transcript is spliced from 3 exons. The record is from RefSeq and is a predicted model, not a curated record. The coding region runs from base 157 to 789 and encodes 210 amino acids.
UCAGUCAGACGCGCGUAACGAUGUUUUGAUUGCAUUCGCAAAGAUUUGUAAACUAGUCAUUAUUAUUAUUAUUAACUAUUUUUAAUCUUGUGUGUAGGUACAGUGAGGGACGAGUCUUUCUGUUUGUAAAAGACAGAUAAAUAAUUAUUUAGCAAAAUGUGCACAGUAAAGUAUUUCGUUGCGUGUUUGUUCAUUGGUAUUAUUGCUGCUCAAAAUGGACUGCUUAAGGAUAAAGACGCUAUUGGAUUCCCGGAGCAAGAGGAAAAUCAAAAGGCGCAGAAUAAAGAGAACCGCCAGCCAGUGUACCUGCCGUCAACUUGCCCGGAGAACGAACUCUAUUACCCUGGAGACCAGAAAGACGACUGGAUUUGCGACUGUCGACCAGCCAACAUUUAUCAUCCAGCAUCAGACAAGUGCUGGCCAGCGUUCCGCAAAGGUCCGUGUAAGGAAGGAUUCUACCUUGUUCUACCGCCUAAUUCAGUACUCCCUGUCUGCGAAAUCAACGUUUGCUACGUUGACGAUUACGUCAUAUGGUUUAAUAAAUGCGAGAAACUGGGUUCAACGAAACCAUGCGAGCAUAUGUUUCCAACGUCAGCGGCUUUGGGAGUCAACGCAACCACGAUGGUCGUAAGCUGUGUGCGACAAGGCCUUUCCUUCGAAAACAGGUUUGGCGAUGAUGACGAUGAUGUGAAAAAUGGCACUACUACACCAAAAGUGCCUGAAAUUCUUUGCCCGCCAGGAAGCAAAAGAAGCUACAACGGAAUAUGCGUUGCUGAAAGACUACAAUAGUAUUAGUCGUUUUGUUUUCUUGACUCACAACAGUUAAAUAAGUGAUCAAGAUACUAUUUGUACAACUUUCAUGAAUGAAAUAUAUCUAAAUAGUUAUUGAAUUUAUUUUUAAUUGCAACUGGAAAUAUGUUCCGUGGCAUUACAGAAAGUUUUACGAGGUAAAAAUCUGAUCAAUAUAUUGCUUCAUUAACGAACAAUCAAAGAAUGCACCCCUUGAAAUUAAUCCAAAAUGUAACCUUGUGCCGUAUGGCACCAACAAGGGAGUUAGCAACCAAGCGAGCGUCAUUCUGGUAACCAUGACAACUACACGUCUAAAAACCACAAUAUUAUAAGCGUUUAUUUACCAAUUACUGAACAUGAGAGCGGACGGCCGCGCCUGUCAAUAUUCCUGUCGAUAAAAAUCACAUUAAAUAAAGAAUAUUGUCAUUAUGAGAGUCUCCAUUUUGAAUUGAAUUUCAUGUGGAUACAACAUGCGACAUGAGCAUAGAAGGUUAAGGUUAACAGACUGAAAAAAUUGUGUGUGUUUAGAAAAAAAUCUUCUUGAUUAAGGGUGUUGAUUCAAUGUGGUAAGUCUGGUUACUAUUUUUCCGAGAUAUUUAACUAUUCUAAAAGUAGAACAAAAUGUAAUAAAAGAUAAAUACAAGAAAACAGAGUGCCUACUUAAAUACUCCUUAUAAAUAGAAAAUAAAAU